AUGGAGGACCUAAAUGACGAUUCUAAAAGCAUAAAGCUCGUGGAUGCAAUGCUUCCCGGCUUUAUAGGGACGAUAUUUAGUACUAGCAACCGUAAUUUGCGGUCCAUGAAGACAAUUCUUGACAAGGAGGGCAUAGUUGUGGAUAAGUUGGAGAACUCGCCCUAUAUACCUGAGAAUGUUACCGGAAAACUGUGGGACAUACUGGCUCCCAAGAAGCCUUCUCAAAGCUCUCGCAAUCAUAAGAGUCACGCAAACCAGGAUCCAAAGGUCCCUGAAGUAAAUGACCAGGACGAUGAUCUCUCUGAGCAACUGGGUUCGUUGAGCCUGUAG
Messenger RNA from Fusarium fujikuroi IMI 58289, 330 nucleotides. RefSeq lists its product as uncharacterized. NCBI's taxonomy places the organism in Eukaryota, Fungi, Ascomycota, Sordariomycetes, Hypocreales, Nectriaceae. The record is from RefSeq and is a predicted model, not a curated record. The coding region runs from base 1 to 330 and encodes 109 amino acids. The transcript is spliced from 2 exons.